This is a messenger RNA of Aedes aegypti (yellow fever mosquito), 801 nucleotides long. RefSeq lists its product as uncharacterized. Gene Ontology annotation, molecular function: chitin binding. The coding region runs from base 37 to 801 and encodes 254 amino acids. The transcript has a single exon. The record is from RefSeq and is a predicted model, not a curated record. NCBI's taxonomy places the organism in Eukaryota, Metazoa, Arthropoda, Insecta, Diptera, Culicidae. Gene Ontology annotation, cellular component: extracellular region.
AGCUCAAGAACAGAACCAAUCGCAAACAACACCUUUAUGCCAGGCGUGCUGAACCGAGCGGCAACAACAGACAUACUCUACCCAACGGUUCCGGCGUGCGAUGGAACUCGACCCGUUAUCUGCACCGGGUGCCGAACGAUGAAGAUUUGCGUGGGCCUCCCGGAGCCAAACAAUCCAACUCAGCUUUGCCGUACGGAAACUCCCUUCUGCGAUUCUGAAACGGGUGCCUGUUCUACACUUCCGGACACAAGCCAUGCUGAGUGCUCCAAAGUCGAACCACCGAAUGUUUCACCUUUGUUCUACUGCACCGGGAAGGGCUUCUACCCGGAUCCGUAUUCGUGCUCCAGUUACUACUACUGUGAAGGGGAAAGUGUUCCUGGUGACCGAUACCAGUGCCCUCCUGGUUACAAGUACAACAGCAAGGCCAAACUGUGCCAUCGUGUCCCAAUCCAUUGCAAACCGGAAUUGUGCGAGGAGCUCAGUUGCGAACAGACAGCAGCCACUUUCAAACCAUACCCGUUAGAUUCGAAAUACUACUACUACUGCCAGUACGACGAAAGCGAUCCGACACCCCGAAUUUUGAUGUUGGCUUGCGAUGACGGUGCUAGCUUUGACCAGAACCUGUCGAGGUGCGUCUUCAGAUGCCCACGCGAGGGACUGUUUGCUAAGUCGUCAAACAGAAACAAGUACUUCCAAUGCUACAGGGCGAACCGAAAGUUUGUGUACGCCGAGCUUAGCUGCCCCAUUCCAGCGCAGGUGUUUGACGAUGUGAAGAAAGUGUGCGUAACUGAGUCGGUGUGA